CUCAGCGUCGCAUACCAACAUCACUUGCGCUCAUCGACAUCAUACGCCCUCUCGUUGUUAGCGUCUCUGGCGCCGAGACAUCAUGGCGGUUCCAAGCAUCAACCGGCCAGACUCACCCGGAUCCGAUACAGAGUCAGUCGUGUCCUCGGUUGCCCAGACGACAUCUCGCCUCGGCCUGGGCGGCCUCGCGUCGGCCAACUAUUCCUCCCUCAAUCUGUCGUCACUGGGUCUAAGUGCCAAUGCCGUCGCUUCUUCAUCAUCAGCAGCCUCAUCUUCCAGCUUGUUGAAUGGGUUCAAUGGCAUCUCGACUGUCUUGAACAAUCCGAGGAAGAAGCAACAUGCCAUUGAUCCCAACUCGAGUAGGUGGGCGGCCCUGCCUGCUCACAAAGAUGCUGAGAUCUCGCGGCCACCCAAGCAGAGCGUACAGUCAUACGUAGAUGAGGUCAGUGCCGAGUGGGAAAGGUAUACCCGAAACCGCGACCUCGGCAGUAGGGGUAAGGCAAAGACUUCCAGAGACGAAGAUUCAGAAAGCCGAGCCGAUCUCCCAGAUCGGUCUCAAGAAGGCGAAGGCAGCAAAAGCAAGCUGCCGCCUAUCAGUGCAGUUCCCCAAGUCUUCUUUGACGACGACUUCAAUCUCGGCAACCCAUAUACGUUUGACAUAGUGACGGAGAGGUAUGGAAGUGCUAAUGCAAAAGCCGGAACCUCCGGGGAGCAAAGUGGGCCAGUGAUAGCAGGAGAUCACGUCGAGAAGCUGUCACAUUAUUCGGAUCUCGUCGAACAGCAUCUCCUCCAUGAGAUUGCGACCCGGUCUGGAUCCUUCUUUUCAGCUCUUGGGGCUCUGCAAGACCUGGCUCACUCGUCUACCUCGUGCCUCUCUCUCAUCCGAACGCUGCGAUCCGACCUCAUCUCGAUAUCGGACAACCAGGUCAAGACAGGGCUCAGGAUAGUGAGGAAGCAAGACGAACGGAGAGGGAUUGUCAAGCAGAUGCAGGCCGUUGAGAGGAUAAAGGGCUGGUGCGAGGGUAAGCGUAUGGCAGAGCUCAUGGUUGGCCAGGGAGAGUACGAUGAAGCUCUGCUGGUCAUUGAGAGCUUGCAGAGAGAGCUAGCUCCCAAAGACGGCAGGUUCAAAAUUCCUCGACAAGAGGCACAAGGUACUGAGGAGGACGAAGAGCAGGCAUCUAUGGUCUCAUCAUUUGUCCAGCACGAUGAUCAAGACAUGGACUCAGAGGACCUCGAUCUGUCGAAGGUCCCAGCUAUUCUUGCUCUCGCACCGGAGCUCGAAGAUCUCAAGGCGUCAAUCACGACCUCUCUAGAGGCUGAGUUGUCGAGCGUACUGCAUGCUGAUCUGGAUCCGCGCUCAGGUUCUGCAAUGAACGAUACAGCUUCGUCUGUACGAACCCGGAUUCAGCCGCUGCUUGAGAGCCUCACCAGAACUCAAGGCCUCGAAAAGGCUCUAACAAGCUCGUACCGUCCGCUGGCUCUAGCUUCGAUACGAGUCGCCCUGGAGGUCUCUCUACCCUCGCCAACAGAAGACUCGGUCUUGACAGCUUUGUUCGAUUUGCUAGACGACGAUGUGGCCGCAACUGGGCGCGGAGAGUCGAGAUCGGGUGAAGCUGGAGCAAUAGCUGCUCGCCGCCUGCGAGAGAUGGGUCCCGAAGAAUUUGAUCCACUGCUGAGGAAGGUGUGCCAAGGACUGGAGGAUGGAGUCCAUAGGGUGGAGAGGCAAGAGAGGGGAAUCCUUGAGAUUCUCGACUCUAUUGCCAGACAGAGCAAGGCCGCUCUCUCGGAGACAAACGGUACGGAUGUGGACGAGAUAGACUACGUCAUGCCCAUCGGGGUACCGUUCGCUCUACCGGCCCUCUUCAAUUCUCAACUACAAGCCAGCGUGGAGGUGGCUCAUAUCCUCGUUGCCAGACUCAUCUCAUUACGGGCCUCUACUCAUGCUCAAAUGGAUCUGGCCCAGUUCCUAGGUGUCUUCACGCCUCUGACCGAGUUCGCCGAGCGGACAGAAAGGGUCUCACUUGUAAAGGAACGGGAGUCAAGCGUCGCUUCACGUAAGCUUGUCCCGCUUCGAUCGACGCUGCUGAACCAAGCCAAGGAGUGGCUUCGGUACUUCCACCGGAUCAGGCUCGAGCAGGCCGCAAGAUGGGUAGAAGAGGAGAUUUGGGCCCAGGUUGAUGUGUCAGUCGAUAGUGUCAAGGUUCUCAAGACGCUGGUAGCCGCCGCAACAGAGGACCCGGUCGAGUGGAUCGGCGAAACCGCAGAAAAAGCCGAUGAGGUCGCUGACACCGACCAGUCUGAGACUGCUCCUUCUGCCAAGACACUUGUGUUCCCUUCAGAGACCAGCAACGGCACCCUCGAUGGCGACGAGAAGUCUUAUUACAUGGUGCCUGCGACUCUGCGCGUCCUUGCACUAACACAAGAGUACAUGCAAACAGUCGUCAAUUUUGAAAAGGUCGGAACCACCGAGAUCAUGAGUCGAGUGGUCGAAUUCUUGAAGCAGUUCAACUCUCGCACUUGCCAAGUAGUCCUUGGAGCUGGUGCAAUGCGAUCGGCGGGUCUCAAGAACAUCACCGCCAAGCAUCUCGCCCUUGCUUCGCAAUCGCUUUCCCUCUUUAUUCAUCUGAUCCCAUACCUGCGGGAAUGUGUCCGGCGACAUCUCCCCGAUGAGCGGCAAGCUAUCAUGCUUGUCGAAUUCGACAAGCUUAAGAGGGAUUUCAGGGAACAUCAAUACGAGAUUCACGCCAAGCUCGUCGCUAUCAUGGGUGACAGACUCAGCGUGCAUUGCCGAGGCUUGUCUGCUACAAAUUGGAAUGCCCCAAUCUCGCCCGCCGAUGCGGAAGGCGUCGCACCGUCAAAGCCUGUCUCUGAUCUGAUCAAAGAAACUACCACUCUUCACAAAGUGCUCUCGAAGUACCUCCAAGAAAGCGUGGUCGAGAGCGUCUUUACUCAGGUGUUGGACGCUAUCGUGAAGCGGGUGGGCGCAGAGUUCGCCAAGGUCGAAGUGACCAGGGAUGGCGGCGAUGCCUGCCAACGGAGAAUGAAGGAAGACGUCGAGCAGCUAGAUCAGAGGCUAGGCUCUCUGAGGGGUGCCAAAUGGGACGCAGAUUCCCUGCGAGCCAUCGUGGCGUCCAAAGUUCCUAUGAAUGCACCAGCCGCGCCCACUCCUGCACCAGCAGAGAGCCCUGCGACCCCGGCUAAGGCAGGGAGUGUCCCUAUGACGCAGACAGUCACGGGUGACGGUACCGGUACCCCGCGAUCAGGUCCUGCCCCGUACCGUAGCAAGUUCUCUUUUGCAAGAAAAGGAGCUGGAACACCUCAGCAGUCCAUGCACCAGCUUCCUGGCUCCCCGGGUCCGGGGAGUCCCCUUGGUACGCCUAGAAUGGGCAUUCAAGCCCUGCCGCGGGGCGAUCUUGACACUUCGGGAUCGCAGCGUGGCUCCAUUGAUGUCGUCUCCCUGCCGCCACCUGUACCUGAAGUUCUCGGUGGUCAUUUGGCUCAGCAGGGCUCCGGCGUAGAAGUCGAAGGGCAAACGGCCCAAGAAACCAAUGGAGAGACUGCGCAAGUGGUGGCUGAGCCAGUCGCACCGACGCAAGCGGCACAGGCAAGUGCAGCAAGCGCUGAACAUGAGACAAAGGUCACCUCAGACGGUCCUGCGAUCGGUGAAAAUCUGGAGACUGCACGCAGCAGGGUGUCACAAGAUACACUACCGGCGCACGAGCCUCCGGUGUCCGAGGCUACAGGCAACGCUCAAGCGACCGAGCAGCUCGCAGCGAGCGAAGCUUCGAAGGCAGAAGGCGCUUCGCAGACAUCCACAGCAGAACCCGCUGCAUUGCCAUCUCCUUCUCUGCCUCCUGCAGGAGGUGCAGGAGGAGUCGCAGCUGAGGUCCCUACUCAAGUUGCUGCUGCUCCUACUGAGAACGCAACUGUCGCCUCUGCGCUCCCAUCAUCUCCUGUACCUCCCUUGCCCUCACCCGCACCAUCACCGUCGCUCACUCCUACGACGUCGGGCGUCAGCACACCGACUCGAGGUCCAAGGAUGACGCUGCAACAGCGUCUAGCGGAGGCGGCUAGGAAGAGGGCUGCCGCUGCUCCCUCUGCUACCAGUGCUGCAGCUCAACCUACCGUUGUUGCGACCCCGGUGGCCGAAGCUUCGGCACCUCCCGAGGGUCCAGCAAUUGCUGACUCUGCCGCUGGCAAGACGGAGGUAUCGGCAGCGACAAGCAUCAGUGCAAAGGCGAGUCAGGACAAGGAGGUGCCACCGCCGCCUACUCCGCCCAAAGAUAGCCGGACCGCCACUUUAGAGGAACGCUCGCCUGUGAAGCCUUCUACAGCGACGACGGAACCAUCGGCAGCUCCUGUUGUAGCUAGUGAGCCUCCCGCCACGGCUGACCCGGCCGAGACGACGUCCGAGAACGAGGCUGCAGGUCAGCAGCAGGCGCAAGUUCCUGCAUCGGCACCUGCGUCGGAGGCGGCAGUAAAAGAGGAAGUGGCUCCUCCGUCAGAUGGACCCGUCGGUGAGGCAAGUACGACUUCGGCGGAACAGCCGGAAGAAGCUGAGAAGAGCAACGAUGCCGCCGCCGCUGGCGUCGGUCUAGGCUUGGGCAUCGAUCUUGGCUCGAACGAUGCUGCAAAGGCCGAGGUCGCUGCUACGAGCGUGACCCAGUCUGCUACCGGGGCGGACGUAGGGCCGAAGGUGGAGGUCGCGGCCGAGGCCGAGGCCGGGGCAGAGGGUGACGGUGACGGUGACGGUGACGGCGGGGCAGACGAUGCGGAUGCGGGUGAGGAAGAGGAAGGCGCAGGGGAGGCAGAGGACACAAAGAAUGCCACUGCAGCUCCUGACGGAAAUGCUCCUGCUUCUGCUACAUCUGGGCCUGGUGGUGGUGGCGGCGGCGGUGGUGGUAAGAAGAAGAAAAAGAAGAACAAGAAGAAAGGCGGCAAGUGAUGGGCUAAUGGAUGAAGAGCUCUCCUUCGCAUCUUUGCAAUGUCACUCCUUCUCAAGCGUGAG
Molecule: messenger RNA, 5008 nt
Organism: Microstroma glucosiphilum
Lineage: Eukaryota; Fungi; Basidiomycota; Exobasidiomycetes; Microstromatales; Microstromataceae
Exons: 1
Coding region: 83-4945 (1620 amino acids)
Biological process (GO): Golgi to vacuole transport; retrograde transport, endosome to Golgi
Cellular component (GO): GARP complex
Molecular function (GO): syntaxin binding
Source: RefSeq, a predicted model, not a curated record